AUGUGGUCCACCGCUGGUUUGCUACAGACGCUUUCGCUUUCCACGAUAGUUGCAGGUGGCGCUUCGCAGGAGCCGUCAGCACAGCUCAAGAAUGGCACCUAUGUGGGACGGUAUUCUGCAGAAUACAAUCAAGACUUCUUCCUUGGCAUACCCUACGCGCAGCCUCCAAUUGGGGACCUGCGGUUUCAGCAAGCGCAAUCUUUGAACGAAACUUGGGAGGGCACCCGCGAAGCUUUCACCUACUCGUCGUUAUGCGUUGGAUACGGUCUCGACCAAACAUUCUACAAGCAGUCAGAAGAUUGUCUGACACUCAACGUCGUGCGCCCUUCCGGCUACUCUGAAAGCACUCUUCCAGUCGGUUUAUGGAUUCAUGGAGGUGGCUUCACCAAUGGCGGUGGCGGUGACCAACGCUAUAACCUCUCGUUUCUUCUAGACCAAUCCGUCAAGAUCGGGAAGCCAUUCAUUGGCGUCUCAAUCAACUACCGCCUACACGCAUGGGGCUUCUUGAAUUCCAACGAACUUGCUGGCGAGGGGCUGACGAACAUCGGCUUGAGAGACCAGCGCCUCGCAAUGCAUUGGGUGCAAGAAAAUAUCGAGGCAUUUGGAGGCGACAAUACCAAAGUUACUAUCUUUGGAGAAUCGGCUGGUGGUGCAAGUGUAGGUUUGCAUUUAACCGCGUACGCCGGAAGGAACGACAGCCUCUUUCGAGCGGCGAUACUGCAGUCUGGGAAUCCCAUUUUCUACGCAGCCCAGAACGGUAAUAAUGCCUACCAGUACCACUUCGACGAAGUUGUUGCGAAGACAGGGUGCAACGGCACGUCAGACAGUGUACAAUGCUUGCGGCAAGUAUCCUUCGAACAGCUGAACGCCACUUUGGGUGCCUUGUAUUUGGCGCGCGGAAACCUGGGCCCGACCAUUGAUGGAGAUAUCGUUCAAAACUACGGCAGCGUACAUCUACAGCGCGGUGAGUUUGUACGUGUACCAAUCAUCACCGGAGCGAACAGUGAUGAAGGGGCCUCUCUUGGCCCGCAAGGCAUCAACACCACUGAAGACUUUAAGGCCACGCUCGCGAGCCUUCCAUCAUCUUUUCAGGAUGAGGUCUUACAGGCGUAUCCUGACGAUCUCUCCGUGAAUGUGGUCGCAAGUCUCGGCCAACAGCGUCCUGGACCACCAUAUGGAGCGCAAUUUCGCCGUAGCGCUUCUUACUGGGGCGAUGUCUACUUUAUCGCUGCGCGUCGACAGACAGCCACGACAUGGGCUAGUCACGAAUUAGACGCCUAUUCUUAUCGGUUUAACGCUAUUCCGCAUGGUGUUCCGCCUGAAGUUGGCGCAGGUCACUUCAAAGAGAUCGGAUAUAUGUUUCGCAACUACCUAGGUGCUGGGUACAGGCCGGACAUUUUGCCAUUUGACGGGAUGCCAGAGAGCCACUUUGAACUGGCAAGGUUUAUGUCGAGCAGUUGGGCGAGUUUUAUAAGCGAUCUUGAUCCGAAUGCCUGGUCAGGAAGGCCGGCGAUUGUUGAUGCUUGGCCGAAAUACUCCGUGGAGAGCCCGACGAAUCUCGUUUUCGAUGCCAAUGUCACAAGCCAUACAGAGGUAGACGACUUUCGAAAGAAGGGCAUCGAAUUGAUCAACCAGAAUGCAUUGGAGGUAUACCAUCGGUAG
This is a messenger RNA of Colletotrichum gloeosporioides, 1662 nucleotides long. RefSeq names its product Lipase 1. The record is from RefSeq and is a predicted model, not a curated record. Bases 1 to 1662 code for a protein of 553 amino acids. The transcript is spliced from 3 exons. NCBI's taxonomy places the organism in Eukaryota, Fungi, Ascomycota, Sordariomycetes, Glomerellales, Glomerellaceae. Gene Ontology annotation, molecular function: carboxylic ester hydrolase activity.